Molecule: messenger RNA, 3054 nt
Organism: Plasmodium malariae
Lineage: Eukaryota; Apicomplexa; Aconoidasida; Haemosporida; Plasmodiidae
Gene: P113
Product: surface protein P113, putative
Exons: 2
Coding region: 1-3054 (1017 amino acids)
Source: RefSeq, a predicted model, not a curated record
AUGAAAAUAAAUUUUUUUAGUAUUUUUAUUUUAAUAUUGCAAAGUUUUCUUGUGUGCUUGACAAGGUGUUAUGUACAUAGUGAUGUUUUAAAGUUUGGGGAGGAAAACUCGUUGAAGUGCACACAAGGAAGCCUGUACAUACUACACUGUGAAGUGCAGUGCAUAAACAAGAAUAACGAAAUAAUCCAUAAAAGGUGCAUUGACGAGAUAGAAAAGAAGUGCACGAAUAAUAAGAAGUGCUUGUACAUGUUUGAUUAUGUGCUUAAGAGUAAAACGCAGUCUUUUAGAAACAAAAACAGUAUAGAAAUAGAUGAGUGUGUGCAAUCUGAUCAAAAUGAAGUGAAAACGUCUACAACAUGUUUAUUAAGUAAUUCCUUUUUAUUGGAGGAUACGUUCAUACAAUAUUUCUUUUUUAUAAAGAAUAAGAAUGAAGAGCCAAUAAUAUGUAAGAAUGGGAAAUUAAGUAUAAAAAGUGCUUUAUUGCAUUCCCCUUUCUGUCCAACAAAGAUGAAAGAUGUAACAGAACAUAUAAAAAAAUCUUGUGAUAAUAACAAAGAGUGUCUAAUAGAUCCAUACGAGUUACAGGUAUUUAAGUUGAACGAAAAAGAUAAUUGCUAUAUUAACAAUUCAUAUAUUUCUUUAAAUGUUAUUUGUACCAGUGAUGAAGGGGUAGAGGUAGAGAAUAACCCUAAUGGUGGAAAACAAGUGCCUGAUAAAGAACAAGGAUUGGAAAGUAACGAUGUAAAUAGUGAAAAGGAUGAAGUGGAUGAAAUAAUGAAUGGUAGUGAAAACUUAGCAGAUCGAAUAAAAAAAGCAAAAGCAUUGUUAUUAGAAAAAAUGAAUGGUGAGUUAACAAAAAAAUCGAGUAUAUUUAACGAGUUAGGAGAAAAGAUAUCACUUAUAUUAAAUAAAAAGUAUGAAGCAGCAGAUAUAAAGGAUUUAUUAGAAGACAGAUAUAACGAAAUGAAAAGGAAUGCGGAUCAUGAUUUGUAUUAUAUAUAUCUUACAGAAACGUUAGAGGCAGAGAAAAUUGAAAAUAUUAAUGUAACAGCUUUUCAAGAACAGCUCCUAAACAUUUUAAAAGAAGAAAUGAAUAAACUGGAUGUAGUAGAAAAGUCUAUAGAUAAAAUAAGAAAGAAAUAUACAAAUUUAUAUACAAAGGCAAAAAGUAAUAAUGUAGUAGAUCUCUUUGAUGAAAAUGAAGAUCCUGUGUUAACCUAUGAUGAUUUCCCUCUAGGAAAUGAAAUGAUUUCAGCUGAUAUAUUUUUUAAAUAUCAUCCAGAAGUAAAAGCUAUAGAUUUUAAGGAUAAGAAAUAUGAUAAUAAGAUAGAAGAGAAUAAUAUAUAUAAUGAAUACAAGGAUAUAGAGGAAUUAGAGAAGUUAGAUGAAUCAAAUCGAAAGCAAAGAAUUAUCAGUAUGAGAAACAGUUUAGUUGAUAGUCUAAAAGUUAUGUAUAUGGAAAAAAAUAAUAUAUUUAAUAUGCAAGCAAGUUGUAUUAAAUCUUAUUGUUUUAAAAAACCUUUAAACAUAAAAAAUUUGAGCAUUUUAUUAAAACAUAAUUAUCAUAAAAUGAAAGAUAGUAAAGAGAAUGAACAAAAUCAAGAUGCCCUAACGACCUUGGUGGAUUACCUCGACAAAAUAGCACAGUUAAAUAAUGAACCAUGGACCAACAACAAAAGAAUAACUCAGAAACUUCAGGUUAUUAUGAAUUCAGGAUAUGAACAGGUAUUCGAAAAGGAAAAAUAUAUCCAAGAAAAAACUUCAAAAUAUAAUGCUUUGUAUGAAAAGGCAAAGAGCUUUAACCUAGAUAGAUUGUUCAGUGAAAGUGAUAACGCUUUGAAGAGGGCAUCCAUGAUUUCAAGCCCGAAUGAAAACGAAGAUGAGGUGUUCGGUAACCAGGCCUCUUCCUUCUUCAGUAUUUUUAAGGGAAGGGGGGGCAAUGAGACCAGUGGUAGUGGAGCUAGCAGUGCUGAUACAGGCGCUGGUGAAGGUAUGGGUGAUGAUGGAGCUGUCAAUGAUAAUGACGGGAAAAAGAGCGAAGAAGUAAAUGAGGGAAGCCCUAUAUAUACAGAUGAUCAGCAAGCAAAAGACUCUGAUAUAGAGGGUGUAGUUCCAAAGGUUGAUGAAGAAGAGGAAGAGGAGCAUAUUACCGAUAUUAUACCAGAAAACAAAGGAGUUGGUGAAAACAAAAGCAAUAUUACGGAUAAACUGGACGAGGAAAAUAUUCAAAUAAAUGAACAGGGACUAAAUGAUGCGGGUGAAGUGGAAGGAGAGGUGCAAGCAGGUGUGUCAGCAGAGAUACCAGAAAACAUACCAGCAGAGAUACCAGCAGAGAUACCAGAAAACAUACCAGCAGAGAUACCAGCAGAGAUACCAGCAGAGAUACCAGCAGAGAUACCAGCAGAGAUACCAGCAGAGAUACCAGCAGAGAUACCAACAGAGAUACCAGCAGAGAUACCAGCAGAGAUACCAGCAGAGAUACCAGCAGAGAUACCAGCAGACGCUGCGGAAGGAGGGGUAACGGAGGAACAGUCUAAUGAAGGGGAUGAAUCUGUAAAGGAGAAAAAAACUGAAGAACAAGGCAACGUUGAAUGGGAAGAAGAUGAGGAAGAAUUAUACCUAGGUGACGUAUUACCCGAAACGGAUGUACCAAGCACAGAUGAAAAUAAAGAAGAAGAAGAAGAAGAAAGUAAAGAAAUGACAAAAAGCAAUAAAGAUGAAAGUUCAACUGACGAAGUAGUAGUUAUCAAUGACCAAGGAACAACUACUGGUGAAUUAAAGGAACAAAAAGAAAAUAAAAAAGAAGGAGAAGGUGGUAGUGCAGUCGAAGGAGCGGACACUGAAAACAUGGAAGGUACAGUUUCAGGUGAUGAUAACUCUGAUGAAGAUGAUGAUGAUGAAUCACCUGAAGGUACUACGGAGAAUGGAGGUUCUGAAGAAAAAAUAGCGAAACAGGAUAUGGGUGGAAAAGAUAACGGAAGUUCAUUUUUUAUAUAUCUAAGUAAUGGUUUCUUAAUUAUUGUAGCUGCCUUAUUUUUAGAAUUAUUAUUUUAA